ACCAUUCAAAACGAAACCAUUGAUUGGAUUUUGCUGAUAGCGCAAAAGAUCUGAGAAAGAGAGAAAAAUAAAACACCCAAAAGUUCAUUAAGUAUUUAUAAACAGUUUAAAAUGAAGUCGACCGUCGUGAUCCUCCUCACGUACCUUCUCCUCGCUGCUCCUUGCUUCGCUUUAGGAUCAGAAAAAAUGGAUUCGGAUGUAUACGAGAUCGAUUACAGGGGACCGGAGACUCAUAACUCUAGACCUCCGCCAGAGACUUUGCACGGCAAGCGACCUUUCAUCCACCAUAAAACCUCUGCAGCUGGAUCCGUCGGCGCUCAUGCUGGAGGACAGAACUAGAAAGAGAUUUUUUUCAAGGAAGAGGAGAGAGACUAAUUGAAGCUGUAAGUGAAGGAGGAAGUAUAUGAGUUUGUGAUAAGAUUAAUGAUGCAAGUACAUAAUUAUUUAUACAUUAAUACAUGUUUAAUCAUAUGAUCAUCGAUGUUAUCAUGUCCGGUAUUUUCUUCAUGUACCGUUCUAUCUUUUUAUUUUUAUUAUUUUUGGGUCUGAAUCUCUUGGAAGGAAACUAAAAUUAAUUCCGGGUAAUGUGUCGCCAUAUGAAUAUCAAUGUCAUUCUCAGAUCUUUGAAUCAUUGUCUAUUCGGUUGGGGCUUAUCAUGGGCAAAAAAUAUGGAUAAAUACGAGAAAACGAUUUGUAAUAUAUACAAGUGUUUUAGUCUAUAUAAUUAUUAAAUGUCUUAGAUACUAGAUUACAAAUAAUAAUCUUACUAUAGACCACAUCAAAAUAGAUGUACUACAAUACAUUGUAUAUAUGUAUGUAUCUUGAUCAAAUGGCAUUAUAGCAUAUGAUAGAUCCCCCAAGCAUUCAUUCAUUGGUGCAGGAAGUACAGAAAACACUUUUCAUUGACGACGUUUUUUGUUGCUCUCUAUGAUUUUGU
Messenger RNA from Eruca vesicaria subsp. sativa (arugula), 937 nucleotides. NCBI's taxonomy places the organism in Eukaryota, Viridiplantae, Streptophyta, Magnoliopsida, Brassicales, Brassicaceae. The record is from the annotation of a GenBank genome assembly.